AUGCCGAAAUCAAUCCUCCUGAUCAACGGUCCCAACCUAAACCUCCUCGGCACCCGCGAGCCCCAAAUCUACGGCAGCACCACCCUCGCCGACGUCGAGCGCAACGCACUGGCAACCGCAACCAAGAACGGCGCCAGCCUAGAAUCCUUCCAAAGCAACCAUGAAGGCGCAAUUGUGGACCGGAUCCAAGCAGCCCGCGGCAAAGUCGAUGGCAUCGUCAUUAACCCGGGCGCGUACACGCACACAUCAGUGGCGAUUCGGGACGCAUUGCUGGGCGUGGGCAUUCCCUUUAUCGAAUUGCAUGUUAGCAAUGUUCAUGCGCGCGAGCCUUGGAGACAUCAUUCUUAUUUCAGUGAUAAGGCUGCGGGUAUUAUUGUUGGACUCGGGGUUUAUGGGUACCAGGUUGCUGUUGAGCAUGUUGCGGUUAAUUUUAAGGAAUUGGAGAAGGAGAGUAAGGCUGCUCUUUAA
Messenger RNA from Penicillium waksmanii, 468 nucleotides. Its product is annotated as type II 3-dehydroquinate dehydratase. Gene Ontology annotation, molecular function: 3-dehydroquinate dehydratase activity. Gene Ontology annotation, biological process: quinate catabolic process. NCBI's taxonomy places the organism in Eukaryota, Fungi, Ascomycota, Eurotiomycetes, Eurotiales, Aspergillaceae. The transcript has a single exon. The record is from RefSeq and is a predicted model, not a curated record. Bases 1 to 468 code for a protein of 155 amino acids.